AUCGAUUGUUUCCAUCGUUGUUCCCCCACCUCUAACAAACCUACCUUUUUUGCAAUUUUUUUCCAAAGACUUCCGCUAGAUAGAAAAUCCUAGAAAUCAUGUCCGAAUUGCAGGAAUUCAACCAGGCGGCCGAGGAUGUGAAGAAUCUGAACACGACACCAGCGGACAAUGACCUCUUGGAGCUCUACAGCCUCUACAAGCAGGCCACAGUGGGCGAUUGCAAUACAGAUAAACCCGGCUUCCUGGACUUCAAGGGCAAGGCCAAGUGGGAGGCCUGGAACAACCGAAAAGGGCUGAGCAAUGCCGACGCCCAGAGCGCCUACAUCACCAAGGUCAAGGCCCUGAUCGCCGCCGUGGGUCUAAAGUCCUAGAUUUUAGAUCCCCCAAUGAUAUUUGCAUUUUGAAAUCUCAGUUGUCGUCAAACGCACAUACUUCCAGAUUUUCCAGUUUUCGCACAAAAUACACCACAAACGCGUAACGUAAA
This is a messenger RNA of Drosophila takahashii, 484 nucleotides long. It is a transcript of the gene Acbp1, whose product is annotated as Acyl-CoA binding protein 1. Gene Ontology annotation, molecular function: fatty-acyl-CoA binding. Gene Ontology annotation, biological process: fatty acid metabolic process. The record is from RefSeq and is a predicted model, not a curated record. NCBI's taxonomy places the organism in Eukaryota, Metazoa, Arthropoda, Insecta, Diptera, Drosophilidae.